ACUAAGCUCGUAACGAUCACCUACCAUCCAACAAACCAGGCUUCGGUUUCAUCGAAACUUAUACAAACACGCAUACACAAACAUACACAUUCUUUGUAUAAUCUCUCUCUCUCUCUCUCUCUCUCUCUCUAUAUAUAUAUAUAUAUAUGUACACACACCAUCAAAACCCAGUUCUUGAUUGUUUCUCCUCUGCCUGGAAAUCCUGCGAUAUCAUAGAGCUUUAUAUCAAAAAUGGGCACAACUACAACUCCAUGUAUGCAUUUGGUAAGGGUCGAACCUGGCAUGUCUUUUUCUCGAAGAACAUUCAUGCCAAGCAAAGCAAAUUUUGGUGCUGAGAGUAAAGUGGAAAUCUGGAAAAGGCUUAAAAGUUCUUCUCACGUCUCAUCAUGGCAACCAAUCUUCCAGAGCUUUUCAUCUGAGACUAUAAAAGUAAACAAGGCUGUUACAAGGGCAAUGUCUGGAGCAGCCCAUAACGAUCCGGUGUCAAAAUUGCCUAUUGAUUUGAGAGGUAAAAGAGCAUUCAUUGCAGGUGUGGCCGAUGACAAUGGCUAUGGAUGGGCAAUAGCAAAGUCUCUUGCUGCUGCUGGCGCUGAAAUUCUUGUUGGUACUUGGGUGCCAGCAUUGAACAUAUUUGAAUCCAGUUUACGGCGUGGGAAAUUUGAUGAAUCUCGCAAAUUGCCAGAUGGAUCUCUAAUGGAAAUUGCCAAAGUUUAUCCAUUGGAUGCAGUGUUUGAUAAUCCUGAGGCUGUUCCAGAAGAUAUAAAAACAAACAAACGCUAUGCAGGAGCUUCAAAGUGGACGGUUCAGGAAGUUGCUGAAACUGUGAAGCAGGAGUUUGGCAGCAUUGACAUCCUUGUCCACUCACUUGCUAAUGGACCAGAGGUUAGCAAGCCUCUUUUGGAGACAUCAAGGAAUGGAUAUCUUGCGGCUAUAUCUGCAUCAAGUUACUCAUUCAUUUCUUUACUCAGGCAUUUUGCUCCAAUAAUAAACCCAGGUGGUGCGACAAUUUCUCUAACAUACAUUGCCUCAGAAAGGACUAUUCCAGGAUAUGGUGGAGGGAUGAGUUCAGCAAAAGCAGCUCUAGAGAGUGACACUCGUGUUCUGGCUUUUGAAGCUGGAAGGAAACACAAAAUCAGAGUCAACACAAUAUCUGCAGGCCCCCUAAGAAGUCGUGCAGCGAAAGCAAUUGGCUUCAUUGACAUGAUGAUUGAUUACUCGUCGGCCAAUGCACCCUUACAAAAAGAACUAUCCGCAGAGGAAGUGGGGAGUGCUGCUGCUUUCUUGGCAUCACCAUUGGCAUCAGCUAUUACAGGCACUGUUUUGUACGUGGACAAUGGAUUGCACUCAAUGGGAGUGGGAGUUGACAGCCCCAUAUUCGAAAACCUUGACAUUCCAAGCAACAAUUAAAACAAUAAAAAGUUAUACACCACUGAUUCUGUUAAUGGAUUUCACUGAAAGAAGUUACUUAGCAAAAAAUAAAUCUAGUUUCUUCUGGUUUGUUUUCCAUAAUUUAUCGGCCAAUCUUUAGCUUUUUCCUAGUUGUUAGGGAGGAUAGGAAAGAUCAUAAUUUUUUUCCAUUUGGAUUUACAAUUUAUAUUUCAAAGUAAUCCACCGUUUUCUUUGUA
Molecule: messenger RNA, 1625 nt
Organism: Ziziphus jujuba (common jujube)
Lineage: Eukaryota; Viridiplantae; Streptophyta; Magnoliopsida; Rosales; Rhamnaceae
Product: enoyl-[acyl-carrier-protein] reductase [NADH] 2, chloroplastic
Exons: 13
Coding region: 232-1407 (391 amino acids)
Biological process (GO): fatty acid biosynthetic process
Molecular function (GO): enoyl-[acyl-carrier-protein] reductase (NADH) activity
Source: RefSeq, a predicted model, not a curated record